Messenger RNA from Bolinopsis microptera, 2296 nucleotides. RefSeq lists its product as uncharacterized. The record is from RefSeq and is a predicted model, not a curated record. Lineage: Eukaryota; Metazoa; Ctenophora; Tentaculata; Lobata; Bolinopsidae. The transcript is spliced from 11 exons. Bases 73 to 1950 code for a protein of 625 amino acids.
CUCCCGGCUCUCAUAAGCGGUUUAUUGAGUUCGUUAGUUCUCUAAGUUAAACUUAGCUAGACAGUUAGAUAGAUGCAUUCAAAAGAGGAUGUAGAUCCUACUUUAAGUCCGGCUUUGAGCCGACCCGGCUUAAAUGCAAUUGAAUCUUCAGUUGCCACCAAGGUCGACAACUAUGAUCAAACAGGUUCAUUUAUUUUGAAAGCUGAUAUAGAAGGACAGUUAUCCUGUACCGUAUCAGCAAGAGAUGGUCUUUCUAUUAAAGAUGUGUUGUGGGAAAAAUUGGAGAACACAGGAGGGAGGAUGUGGGAGAAUUUCCUUGUGUUUACGAAGUGGACGAGAAUCCACAUAGAGUGGGAGAUGAACGUAAGCUGCGUGAGGGGUCACGCGUUACAGAUAGUCAACAAACUUGACAUCUUGCCUAUAGCUCUCCCGGGUGCUCACCACUUUAUGAGGAAGGAUGUGAUUCACACAGCGGCUGCUCCUUACUGUGAAAAAGAUUUCUACUACAUGAUAAGACCGAGUGGGAGUGCCAAAAAUACUGGCAGCUUUGCUCUCGUCAUAACGACACCGUCAUUCCCCAACGGCAGGUCAUGCCUCCGACAUGUUACUAUUGGCUUUGACAGGGAAACCAACAAAUUCCUCCUAUGUUCCAAGGAGUUUGACAGUUUGGACCUAUUGGUGGCCUUCUUCAAAACGACGCCGAUAAAAGCUCACAACGGUCCGAAUAUGUAUUUGAGGUACCCUGUGCCAGUUGACGCUCAGCUUGACGAGGAAUGUAAACAAUCCUGGAGGACAACAAGGACAGGUAAGCAGUCAGAUCACCCGGAUAUUGACACUAUAUCCUUGUGGAGCUACUCCUCCUCCCUUACUGUCAACUCUAUCAACACUCCAAUGUCAUACGAUUACGAUGGCAGUGUGAGCGGUUUGAGUGAAGAUGAACAAAAUUACGACGUGCCUAAUCAUUUUUACAGGAAAGACAAAACAAGGGGAUCAACUAUGCUAAGCAGAGAAGAAAGCGUGAUGUCGCCCAUGUCUGACGGAUCACACAGUCAUAUCUACAGUAGUGAUGUGGAAAUGAGGGCACAAAGUGGAAGCAGUUCAGGAGGAUCUUUCAGCAGCACAUCCAAAGCCAGCUACAACAACACCCCCAGAAGCCUAAACACCAGAUCUCAGUUCUUCUUCCCCGUCACCAGAGAGGUCAAGUCAGAGAUCGAAAAAGAACGUCCCCGAUCUGAGAUCCUGAGAGAAGAUUCCUCUGAUUCUCAGAGAGAAAAUCUCAGGGCGAGCAGCAUGCCACCUUUCACUUCCUUAUCGAUCAACAGAUCAAUAUCCGAGAAAUCCCUAUCUGACGUGGAGAAGAGUAAAAAAGACGCUCCAGAAGAACUUUACGUAGAAAUGAGUCCCUCUGUACCUCCAACUCCGUCAAACCCAGCCCGAUUUACCCAUCCAGAACCACUUGCAGUCGAAACUCUUAAACGUCAUCCGAUGUAUCAAAGUCGUUCAGGGUCAGAUCAGGAUAGUGAUCCCAAAACCCUCACCAGAGUGGAAGAACCAGAGAGUUGCUACAUGAACAUAUCAAUAGCUAACAAAUCAGCUUCUUCUUCCAAUCAGGAUGAGCCAGUAGAAACUUAUGUGGAUAUGUCCACAUUGAGGCCCCUGAAGCCACCACCACAGGAUCUUCUCCUGUCUUUACAAUCACAAUCACAUCAUGACUAUGUCAACAGACAGGGAAUUCAGAAUGGUUUUUCUCCUUCCUCCUCUGGGAGUGAAUAUCAACAUUUUGAUCCUGUCACAUCCCAAAAACUCAUUGACAAUGUUCAAAGUUUAAUGGCGACCGUAAAGGAACAAGCUAAGGAAAUCUUGAAUCUCAAAAUGUCAGUUAAGGAUUUGAAAAUAAAAGUGGAGACCUUGGAGCAACUGAACAUAGAAGAGUUCGAAUAUGAUCAAUGAUGAAUAAUCUUAAUCUGGCAAUAUAGGAAAUAGGACUCGCGUUAGGUACUACUACUAGAACUUUGUUGAUGUAUAUUUCGUUUGUGAUAUUUUUUGUAUGAUUUUUGAUGCUGAUCUGGAUCAAUCAGAGCUGAUGUAUCUUGUUUUUUGUAGCAAUGAGUUUUGUGAUUUUAUCUUUCGAAAAUAGUUAGAGCACCAGCUACGAUGAUUGGAUAAGUUUUACAAUACGGACCAGCUCGUGCGAAUAAAUUUACAAUGCAGGGCACUGUUUUGUUAGGUGGCAGUAAUAGUUUAAUUGUUAUAACUAAAAGCUGAGAUCUUUGUUCAUUUUGCAGUAAAUGAUACC